Messenger RNA from Cutaneotrichosporon cavernicola, 651 nucleotides. RefSeq lists its product as uncharacterized. Lineage: Eukaryota; Fungi; Basidiomycota; Tremellomycetes; Trichosporonales; Trichosporonaceae. The coding region runs from base 1 to 651 and encodes 216 amino acids. The record is from RefSeq and is a predicted model, not a curated record. The transcript is spliced from 2 exons.
AUGACCAUCUCCGGGCCUUGCACCUUACAGACCACAAGCGACCCCGACUGGACUACGGGCAAUUUCACGGUUGUGACGAGCGACAACGUCUCCUUCAAGAUCCACGAUUACCAGCUCUUUGCCACCAGUGCCCAAUUCGCCACCGCGAAGAGCAUGGCAGAGGCUGGGGCCUCUGUCCACGACAACAUCAUCCACUUUGACGACACGAUUCUCGAGACUGCCGAGGUGUUUCGUAUCUUCCUCAAGUUCGCAACAACCCUCCUCCCUCCCAUGGAUCUUCCUGUCCCCUCUCUUGGGUCCCUUCUUCUCUUCCUCCGCAAGUGGGACUGCGAUGCCCUCGAGGCGCUAAUGGUCCGCACAUUUCAUCAUGGGCUUCUCUUUGGCGACCUCCGGCCUUUCCACGUCUUCCGCGUCGGCGUACGGGUGGACGACAUCAAGAUCUGCAAGUUGGCGCUAACGGAGAAGAUGAGAGCGCGGAUACAGCACAAGGAUCGUAUCGAGGACAACCUUGUACCGAAAGACUGGCCCCCAUCCCUCUGGAAGCUGUUUGAUAGCGCCUACAUCUACGCCCUUACCAAGUCGGCGUAUGCUAGCUCGAGGCCCGAGGAGUUUGAGGGGUAUUAUUUGGACUACAUGAAGUGUGAGGAGUAG